AUGACUGAUUUUAUUAAGAGUGCAGUUGAAGGGUUCUUCGAGGACUCGGUUGUUGGGUAUGGAGAAGAGUUUGCUGGGGCUCAUUUCCAACCCACAAAGGAUCCCUUUUAUGAGAAAAAAAAAGACCAACACGGUGAAAGUAAGGAAGUUAAGAGAAGGUUACCUGAUAAUAUUGGGUUUAGUAAGAGUGAUUCGAAGCAUUGGAAAGCGGUCCAGACUAGUGCGUGGGUCCACGAUAGGAGUAUCUGUGGAUGCUGUUGUUGGUCAGAUUUUAUUGGCUGGGCGCCAAUAGUGACGAUUCUUCCAAUUAUUGGCCCAUUGUGUAUGUACAGCGUACACAAGAACUUGAUCAAGCUAGCAGACAAGCAUUUUAACCUCCCUGGCGACUUGAAGGCUAAAAUGUAUGGGAAUAUUGGUCUUGACUUGGCUAUCGCAUUAGUGCCAAUUCUAGGGUCAAUUUUCGUUUGGUUGAAUGCCUGUUCAACUAGAAACGCUGCAAUGGUCUACAAUUAUAUCGUAAAAAGACAAACUGAAGAGUGCAAUCAUGAGAAGCUCGCAUCGUCCCAGAAACCUCAAACAGAACGUCAAAGACCUGUACAAAGGCCUACGGAAAAGCCGCAGCAGCAACCAUCGAGGUCACAACAACCACAACAGCGAUCUGCGCCUCCAAUCCCAAACCGACAACAACAACAGCAGCACUUUCUCGAUAGAGCUGUACCUCCCAUUCCUACCCAAGCUAUCAACAAUCAUGAACAGCCUGCGUACCCUCAGAACGCAUAUCACCAAGAUCACAUCAACGUGAGAACACAACGAUACCCACCACAAGAGACCCGAGAACCACCAUCCCAGAGGUUCCACCUAUGA
Tetrapisispora phaffii CBS 4417 is the source of this 864-nucleotide messenger RNA. RefSeq lists its product as uncharacterized. Bases 1 to 864 code for a protein of 287 amino acids. NCBI's taxonomy places the organism in Eukaryota, Fungi, Ascomycota, Saccharomycetes, Saccharomycetales, Saccharomycetaceae. The transcript has a single exon. The record is from RefSeq and is a predicted model, not a curated record.